AUAAUGAAAUAUAUAACAACACUACUUUGUUUGACAUUGAUUCUGUUGGGCGUCUUCAGAACGUCCUUAAUGGUCAAUGGAAGCUUUGGAAUUGAUGUCAGCUCGCCAAUCUCCCAAGGCAUUAGUACUGCAGAUUGGCAAUGCUUGGCUGGCAAGAACCAACGUGUCGUCAUUCAAGCAUGGCAAGGAGGCUACGGCCUAAACACCGGAAUCACCAAUGCCAUCCAAUCAGCCCAUUCCGCUGGAUUCCAGAUCGUUGAUAUUUAUGCCUUCCUGUGUCCUCAGUGCUCUGGCAACAACCCACCAUCCAAUGCUAUUGAGCAAAUGAUCAAUCAUUUGAGUGGUGUCAACUUUAAUAUGCUCUGGAUUGAUGUUGAGCAGUGCAAUGGAUGUUGGGGCAAUGUCAAUGACAAUGCAAACUUUGUCGCUGCCACUGUCAAGGCUGCCGAGAGCAUGGGUGUCAAGGUAGGCAUCUAUUCAUCACUUGGUGAGUGGCCUCAGACUGUUGGCACAUUCGAUGGUCUGUCAAACUACCCUCAAUGGUAUGCCCAUUAUGACAAUCAACCAUCAUUCUCAGACACUGCCUACUAUCAAUUUGGAGGUUGGAACAACCCUUCAAUGAAGCAGUACAAUGGUGGUUCAAAUCAAUGUAAUGUCAACGUUGACUUGGAUUACUAUGCAGGUGGUGGUGGUACCUCAUCAUCUUCAUCAUCCACAACAGGACACUCCUCCUCCUCAGGACCAUCUUCGUCAGGACCCUCCUCCUCGUCUUCAGGCCCACAUAGCUCAUCGUCGUCCACUAGUCCACACAGUUCCUCAUCGAACGGUCCAACAUCAGGUACCACAUCGGGUACAACAUCGGGUACAACAUCGGGCACUACAUCCGGUACUAGUGCUACCUCUGGAACCACAACUACCUCUGGCCAAACUUCGGGAACAAGUGGACAGACAACUGGAACAUCGGGACAAACCACAACCACUACCUCUGGUCAAACCACCGGCACAAGUGGACAGACAACCGGAACGUCUGGUCAGACAACAGGAUCGACCUCAGGUACAACCUCUGGAUCAUCCUCUGGACAAACCACAUCUGGAACAUCUGGUCAGACUGGUACCACCUCGUCGACUGGUACCACUAGUGGUGAUAGCACUGGCCAAACUGCUUCGUCCUCAGGCCAGACAACUUCCAUGACCAGUGGCUCAUCGGGUCAGACAACCGGUGGUUCAUCCGGCCAGACCACAUCAAUGACCAGCGGUUCCUCAGGUCAGACCUCCACAGGUUCAACUAGUGGUGGUUCAUCCGGCGGUUCAUCAUCAGGACAGACUGCCUCCAGCGCAUCAACUGGCUCAUCUGGCUCAUCUGCCUCUUCUGGUUCAUCAGGUUCAUCAGGUUCAUCCAGUUCAGGUGGUAGUUCAUCAGGUAGUACAUCGUUUAAAGUCGGCACCGGCAUCACAUCUACAUGUGUUGUA
Messenger RNA from Acytostelium subglobosum LB1, 1470 nucleotides. RefSeq lists its product as hypothetical. The record is from RefSeq and is a predicted model, not a curated record. The annotation marks the transcript as partial. The transcript has 3 exons. Gene Ontology annotation, biological process: cell wall macromolecule catabolic process; cell-cell adhesion; glucose homeostasis. Lineage: Eukaryota; Evosea; Eumycetozoa; Acytosteliales; Acytosteliaceae. Gene Ontology annotation, molecular function: lysozyme activity.